Messenger RNA from Etheostoma cragini (Arkansas darter), 4943 nucleotides. Its product is annotated as RNA-binding protein 12-like. Gene Ontology annotation, cellular component: plasma membrane. Gene Ontology annotation, biological process: regulation of canonical NF-kappaB signal transduction; positive regulation of tumor necrosis factor-mediated signaling pathway; cellular response to calcium ion. The record is from RefSeq and is a predicted model, not a curated record. Lineage: Eukaryota; Metazoa; Chordata; Actinopteri; Perciformes; Percidae. Gene Ontology annotation, molecular function: calcium-dependent phospholipid binding; RNA binding.
UGGUGCUAUAUUGCUGCCACUCAUUAAUAAAUUUAGCUCUCUUCAGUCUGUAGGGGGCGCUGUCGUUUUAAAGUCAGGGAAACGCUGGCCGCAAUCUCGCGUCAUCACGUCUGGUAUCGCGGUGUUUGCGCCGACAUUUCGUGCAGCAAGAACUUUCACAGAAGCUACAGAAGAAGACAAGCGCUCCGUUCAUGAAUUAAACCUCAGUGUGUUUGUUGACACAUUUCUCGGUUGUAGGGCUGUUGUUUAGCAGUCAAUAUGGCGGUAGUCAUCAGACUGCAGGGUUUGCCCAUAGUGGCCGGAACCAUGGACAUCAGACACUUCUUCUCUGGGCUAACCAUACCUGACGGGGGAGUGCACAUCGUGGGGGGUGAGCAUGGUGAAGCCUUCAUUGUCUUUGCUACUGACGAGGACGCUCGGCUUGGGAUGAUGCGAACAGGCGGGUCCAUUAAAAGCUCCAAAGUGUCCCUGUUGCUUAGCAGCAAGACAGAGAUGCAGAACAUGAUUGAACUCAGCCGCCGCAGGUUUGAGGCUGGGGCGGGCGCUGUGGAGACGGCUGCACCUACAGCAGGAAAUCCUAACCGACAAGCAGGCACCGCACCCAUACCCUCAGUGCAGCCAGGGGCUGGGGGGAGAAGCAGUAGCCAUGGAAACCAAGGCUUUGGUAACACCUCAGCGUCAGUGACGGCAGCAAGCUCAUCUCAAGAGCCACCGAGCAACAAGGCAGUGGCCAGUGUUGUGUCCAGCUUCCCCAACAGCUACAGCUCCGCCCCCACAAUCACCACAGCUCUGGCAUCGCUCAAUGCAGGGCCCCCACCCAUCCCUCCACUUCCUAGCAUGCCUUCCAUGCCCACUCUGCCCAGUAUUCCAGUUCCUCCUCCAGUGUCCUCCCUUCCCCCUGUACCUACUGUCUCUCCCCUUUCCCAAGGUCCUCCUGUGCCUCAUAUGUCCCAUCUCGCCCACAUGUCCUCUAUGCCUCCCUUCAACCCCUCCCUACCUCCCCCAGGGGGAAUGGGUUCCGGUCUCCCUCUUGGAACUCCCAACCCCAUGCUAUUCAACCCUCUCUCACCUCUGGCCUCGCUGGGCCUCCAAGCCCAUAUGAAGGCUGCUGCUGCAGCAGCCGCCGGGGUUGGUGUGGCGCAUCCCGAUGAGUUGUUUGUCCUUCUGCAGAACCUCCCGUUCUCCUGCUCAGAGAUGGAUGUCAGGGAGUUUUUCCGGGGUCUGGGGGUGGAUGGGGUUCGCCUUCUGAGGGACGGACAGGGUCGGCCAACUGGCAGGGCUAUGGUCAAGUUUUACUCCCCCCAGGAAAGCUUUGAAGCUGUAAAGCGGGGAGGUGGCAUGAUGGGCCAACGGUUCAUUGACAUCACCCCUGGCUCUGAGCGGCAGUGGGCCAGCCUCAAUGACGGCAUGAUGGGCCAUGCUCCUCACAAUAUCAGCAAAUCAAAUAAUAGCAAUGAGUCUCAGGAACAACAUCACCGGCGUGGUAAUGCUGGGGCAGGAGGCAGGGAUCAACGAGCAAGGUCGCGAUCUCCCCACCGGCAGGAGUUCUGUGUCUACCUGAAGGGCCUUCCCUACGAGGCAGACAAGAAACAGAUAAAGGAGUUCUUUAAUAAUUUGGCCAUCAUGGAGGACAGCAUCUACAUCGCCUACGGGCCAAAUGGGCGAGCCACAGGAGAGGGCUUUCUUGAAUUCAAAUCAGAACAGGACUACAAGACUGCUCUAGGUGCUCACAUGCAGUACAUGGGCACUCGCUUCAUUCAAGUCCACCCAAUAAGCCAGAAGGGAAUGCUUGAAAAGAUAGAUGCCAUUCGCAAACGUGAAGCAGUACAGGGUGAUGGCAAGAACCAGGAUGGCUUGAAGGUUCCCAGGAACUGUGCUCACAUCACCAACAUCCCAUACAAUGUCUCCAAGAAGGAUGUCCGUGCCUUCCUGGAGGGUGUGGGACUUUAUGAGGACACCUUAAAGGUUCUGACAGAUACCCAUGGCAACGGUUUAGGGCAAGCUAUCUUCCAGCUGCGUACCGAGGAAGACGCCCGCAAAGCUGAAAGACUGCAUCGCCAAAAACUCAAUGGUCGGGAUGCCUUUGUCCACCUGGUGACAUUUGAGCAGAUGAAGGAAAUUGAAAGGAAUCCUCCUCCCCAGAACAAGAGGGGCCAACGCAACCAGAACCAGCAGAACCAAAAUCAGAACCAGCACCAGCAAGCCCAGCCCAGUUCCCAGCAACCACAGAUCAACCCAUUUGCAGGGAUAAGUGGAGAGGAGUUUAACUUUCUCAGAAACACAAUGGGGAACCUCAACAGUGCCCCCUUUGUUACUCAAUUCUCAGCUCCAGGGAAUGGGCUAGCAGGCCCCCCUCCUCUCCCUCCUCUGGCAGCAGGACUGGGGGACAUUAAUCUGGGCAUUGCUCCUCCACUAGUGGCGGGUCUUCCUGGCGGCCCGAUCAUGGAGCCACUAAGUUUUCGACCCGGAGGUGCAGGAGGAUCUCCGUUUAGCCAGGAUGCGCUGAGAGGGUUGGUGCCUUUUGACAAUCCUAACAGAAAAGGAAGUGGAGGAGGUCAGACCAGAGGGGGAGGGGCAAACAACAAUCAAGGGCGUCCAGGGGGCGGGGCUGCUGGUGGACAGCAAGUGUUCCCUCCAGGAGCUGACGGUCUCUGUAACCAACAGGCCCCUGGAGGCUCUAACAAUCCCAACAAUCAACGCAGUGCUGCUGGCCCGACAAUUGUAAAGCUUCAGAACAUGCCGUUUACUGUAACUGUGGACGAGAUCAUGGACUUCUUCUAUGGCUACCAGGUCCUGCAAGGCUCAGUCUGCCUGCAGUUCAGUGAAAAAGGCCUGCCAACCGGCGAGGCCAUGGUGGCCUUUCAGAACCAUGAGGAGGCCACUGCCGCUGUUAUGGACCUUAAUGACCGACCUAUUGGAGCACGCAAGGUCAAGAUAAGCCUUGGUAUGGCGGAAUGUGUCACUAAAGUGGAGCUGAGUGUCUCCUGCACCGACCUGUUGGACAAAGAUGCUGGAUCAAAGUCUGAUCCAUUGUGUGUGCUGCUGCAGAGCACAGGAGCAGACAGCUGGACCGAGCUGGGUCGUACUGAGAAAUUGAAAAAUACCUCCAGUCCAUCCUUCAGUCAGCGCCUCAGAGUGGAUUAUCACUUUGAGACGGUGCAGAAUCUGAAGCUGGGGGUCUACGAUAUCGACAACUCCAGCGCUGACCUCGCCGAUGAUGACUUCCUGGGAGGGGUGGAGCUAACUCUGGGACAGAUUGUUUCCAGUAAAACUUUGACCAGACCUCUGCAGCUGAAGAAAGGCAAACCUGCAGGCAAAGGAAGCAUCACUAUCACAGCAGAGGAGAUAAAGGACAACAGAGCCAUUGAGUUGGAGUUUGUUGCCCAAAACUUGGACAAGAAGGAUACGUUUGGGAAGUCUGAUCCGUUCCUGGAGUUCUUUAAACAAGGAAAUGAUGGAAAGUGGCAGCUGGUCUACAGAACAGAGGUGGUGAAGAACAAUCUGAAUCCCUCCUGGAAGAAGUUCUCCGUUCCUCUACAGACGUUCUGCUCCAGCGACCUCGACAGACCCCUAAAGGUGGAUUGCUCUGAUCAUGACAGUGAUGGAUCUCAUGAUCUGAUUGGUUCUUUCACCACUAAAGUCUCCGAGCUGCAGAAAGCUGGACAAGGUUCACAGGUGGCGUUUGACUGCAUCCACCCUGAGAAACAGAAGAAAAAGAAGAGCUACAAGAACUCUGGAGUUGUCUCUGUGAAGAGCUGCAAGCUGCUGACUCAGUACAGCUUCCUGGACUAUGUGAUGGACGGCUGCCAGAUCAACUUCACCGUGGGGAUCGACUUCACCGGCUCUAAUGGGGAUCCUCGCUCGCCCAACUCUCUCCACUACAUGAGUCAAGACGGUACUAACCAGUACCUGUCUGCUCUGUGGUCUGUGGGUAACGUGGUCCAGGACUACGACACUGAUAAACUCUUCCCAGCGUUUGGUUUUGGAGCCAAACUGCCUCCAGACUACCAGGCUGCACACCAUGAGUUCGCCCUCAACUUCAACCCCACUAACCCCUACUGCCAAGGUAUUCAGGGGAUUGUUGAGGCCUACAGGAUGGUUUUGCCUCAGCUGAGACUCUCUGGACCCACAAACUUCUCUCCCAUCAUUAAUCACGUUGCUUCCAUCGCCUCCCAAGCUGCGCAGAGCAACAGCGCCUCUCAAUACUUUGUCCUCCUCAUCCUCACUGACGGUGAGAUCACGGACUUCGAUCAGACCCGCGACGCUAUCGUCCGGGCGUCGCGGCUGCCACUGUCAAUCAUCAUCGUGGGGGUGGGGCCGGCGGACUUUAAGGCCAUGGAGCUUCUGGAUGGAGACGACGGCAAGCUGAAGUCGACAGUGGGGGAGGCCGUUGUCAGAGACAUUGUCCAGUUUGUCCCUUUGAGACAGUUUAAAGAUGCUCCUCAGUCGUCUCUGGCUCAGUCUGUCCUCGCUGAGGUUCCCAACCAGCUAGUCUCUUAUUUCAAAAUGAGAGGCUUAGAGCCAGUUAAACUGCUGCCCCUAAAAUCUAAACCCCGCAUCUAAAUGCACAAAUCCUAAACACCACCACUGCGCUCCCUAAACCCACCCUUGAAGCUGAAGGCCCACCCUCCUCUCAUUCCAGGAUCAGACCUCCCACAAAGUCGACCACCCUUCAGGGACCAACCCCAUGUGUUGCUCGAAUCUCAGCCAAUCACAAUUCAGCAUUUAGCUGUCAGCCAAUCAGGAUGCCAUGGGCAACCCUAUAGUUCUUUUUUUUUUAAUCUGUUUUUAUAUUCACUUUAAAAAAAGUUUUUGUCUACAAUAAGUGGACCACUAAUGAUGUAGUAUAGAUGAUUAAUUCCCUCUGCUGCUUCCAUACUAACUAUGCAGAUCACGUGUUCUUACUAACGUGUUUAACAAUCACAGAGCCACACACACACACA